Pundamilia nyererei is the source of this 854-nucleotide messenger RNA. Its product is annotated as potassium voltage-gated channel subfamily E member 2. The record is from RefSeq and is a predicted model, not a curated record. Bases 406 to 768 code for a protein of 120 amino acids. The transcript has 3 exons. Gene Ontology annotation, biological process: ventricular cardiac muscle cell action potential; potassium ion export across plasma membrane; negative regulation of delayed rectifier potassium channel activity. Gene Ontology annotation, cellular component: membrane; voltage-gated potassium channel complex. NCBI's taxonomy places the organism in Eukaryota, Metazoa, Chordata, Actinopteri, Cichliformes, Cichlidae. Gene Ontology annotation, molecular function: transmembrane transporter binding; voltage-gated potassium channel activity involved in ventricular cardiac muscle cell action potential repolarization; delayed rectifier potassium channel activity.
CUAAGCUUACGUAAACAGACAGGUGACCAGGAGAACCAGUAGCCUAGUGAUAAUAAACCGGAGCAAUUUCUAGUAGGCGGUAUUUUGCGCCCUGUAACACGUCACGGGUGUAAUACACGUGUGGGGCGUGGAAUCGAGCGGAUGCCUAUAAGGAGCGAGGGCAGCAUUGUCUGACGGGCAUCACAGCUCUCUGUGAAAGUCGGAAGAGACACGCCGGCAGUUAAUGUGAAGUCCACAACCUGGAGAGGCGACCUACGUGAGCCGAGGAAGCUGCGAGCAUUCAGUACGAAGACGCUUCUCCACACACAUCUCCGCCUAUGGGGCGUGGAGAGAGACGGUUGUGCAUCUCUUUGCUUUUGGCGCGUUCGCGAACACUAGCGAUCCAGUGAUUUCCUGAUCAGUUCCAUGAUGUGGCCUUCUCAAGCAUGGCAAAAGUUGAGUGACACUAAUUGGUCAAACUUGACCCUUCAUCUUGAGACGUCCCUUACCAACGCACUGAAUCACUUCCUGGAUAACUGGAGGCGCAACGUGACAGCUGCAAGCAACUCUCUGGACAAGACUCUGGCUGAGGAGAACUUCAGGGACGUGAUCUGGUAUCUCGCCGUGAUGAUCGGCAUGUUUGCCUUCAUUAUUGUGGCCAUGCUGGUGAACACAGUCAAAUCUAAAAGGAGGGAGCACUCUAAUGACCCCUACCACCAAUACAUCAAGGAGGACUGGACUGCUCAAAAACAGCAGGGCGAUAUCAUAGCUAAUUUUGAGGCUAGAUAAUGAGGGCAGAAUGAGGUCACAGCAGAGAUUUGCUGUGAAGACCAGCAGAAAAAAAAGUCAUAUAAAAAAAGAACCAUCAUUAAUCA